Oldenlandia corymbosa var. corymbosa is the source of this 1185-nucleotide messenger RNA. The record is from the annotation of a GenBank genome assembly. Lineage: Eukaryota; Viridiplantae; Streptophyta; Magnoliopsida; Gentianales; Rubiaceae.
AUGAACAUGACGAGACCCUCAGUUGCAGGUUUUUGUGUUGAGGUGGAUCUCACAAAAGAUCACCCAAAACAAGGAAUGCCCUCUCCACAAUUGAAACUGGAUGAUAAUGAGAAGGCUCAAACCACGAAGAAGAAAGAAGAACAACAAGCAUCGGAAACGCUAAGGGAGAUACCGCAAACCCCAGCUAUGGGAACCCUAAUUACAGUACCCCUGGUUGCGGAAACCGUAAUUGUGGAAGCCUUGGUUACGGAAUCUGUUGCUGCGCGUACUGAGGGUUCAUUUUCUGGUUUAACAGACAAGGAAAAGAUUGUUGUUAUUGUCGAUGUUCCAUCAGAGGUAAUCCCAGUUACGAAGGUCUUCAAUAGCUUUGCAGCCUUAGAGACAAUUGAUGAGGCUGCGACUGAAGUUGUUGAUUCUGAUGAUGACGAACGUGGUGAAAAUGUGUAUAUUGAUAAUCACCCACCUGUGCAUCAAGGGCUGAAUACUUUGACAGAUGUAGAUGACUUGAAGGUCCCUUUGCGAUCGGAAAUUGAUCCUUUGGAAAUUCCACCUGGUCAACCUCAACUUACUGUUAGAGAAGCAGCUCUUCCAGAUUUUCAAAGUGAAAAAGGCCAACAACUUAUCGCAGAGGUCAACCAAUAUAGGAUGAGUGUGGGGUUGCCGGAAUAUGAUCCUAUAGGAAAUUUGCUUAAAUUGAAUAAGAAUGAGAAGAUUUCUGAAGAUGAUUCAUUGGUCCAGUCUCCCCAUCCACCAUCUCAAACUGAAUGUGAAGAAUUAGAAGAGACCAAAGAGAUUAACAGUCUAGAUAUUCCAAGUUCUCCUGAUUCUUCUGGUAUAUACAUAGUAGUUAAGCAUGAUUCGCUCAUUCUGAGAGUUGGUGACAAGGAUGUGGAUCAAGUUGAUUUUGAUGAGAGUAACAUUCCUAUAGUUUCGAAAGAAGGGUUUGAAGUAGACACAUGUGGUGAGGUUGUCCCUGGUAUAAGAGAUAUUGAGGAUGAUGUGAAAAAUGGUUCAAUGAAAGACCAAGAAGAGGAUCAAUGGUACAAGAUUGAAUUUGAGAAAGAGGAUGUUGUAGUGUUGGAGUAUAAGUUUAUAUUUUCUCAUGGAAAGGAGAACCACUACAAGAGAUUCAUUAUUGCUGUUGAACAUGGUUUCUUCUGCUAUCGAGAUGGGUACUCUGACUGA